Perca fluviatilis (European perch) is the source of this 1670-nucleotide messenger RNA. Its product is annotated as sterile alpha motif domain-containing protein 3-like. The coding region runs from base 128 to 1426 and encodes 432 amino acids. NCBI's taxonomy places the organism in Eukaryota, Metazoa, Chordata, Actinopteri, Perciformes, Percidae. The record is from RefSeq and is a predicted model, not a curated record. The transcript is spliced from 9 exons.
UUUAUCCACGGAGGAUUUAAUCACGGAGUUACUUCGUUUUGGAGUAGAGGUCACUGAAGAGGAGAGAAGUAAAUUCAAAGAUAAUGAAGUUGACGGAGAAGCAGUGGACUAUGGAUUGACUGAGAGGAUGGUUUCAUACCUCUUUGAAGGAUCAUUUAAGAAGCAAGCCAAAUUCAACCGAUUUGUUCAGCAGUGGAAAGAAACUGUGACACUAACCCUUGAGCCUGUCCCGGUACAUUCAGAGAAGGCUACAGCGGAAUCAAGUCAUGCCAUCCCAUCAUCAGCCUUCCCAGCAGUUUUCAUCAUUCCUAAAUUUCCCAGAGAUGUUCAGACAAAGUUGGACCAAAAACCGCCAUGCAAAAUUGAGAGAUCCGAUCACAACAAAAUCAUAAGAACAUUGUAUGAAACCAUGGCCCUGAUCAAAAUGUUCCCGACCAAUGAUGACUAUGUGAAAGUGUGCAAGGCCCUGAUUUUGAAAUACCCUUUCUUAAAGGACAAAGAAGGCAAUGGUUAUCAUACCUGGCACAUGUCUCUCAAACGUAAGUUCAAAUAUGAGCGGGUGCCGCUGAUAGAUGAUGAGGAGGUGAGAAGAAUGAAACUGAAAUUUGGUCAUCACAAAAAGCCUUUGCAACACGAAGAAAACACAAGCAAACGAGCCAAGACAUCAAAGGAGGUGGAUAUUAUUGGGGAGGAUGAUACCUCAGUAGCGGGCCAUGUGAAAGUCCUGCAGGACCAGUACCGGAAGACACAGCCAGAUGUCCGAAUGGUGGAAGAACGUAUGAUGAGGACAUUCGCUUGGAGAAGGCGAGAGAUUGCCAAUGGGAUGACUGUCGAAGAAGCCAUUAACAAAUAUCCAUUCCUUAAAAGUCCAUGCAGGCUAUUUCAGGAAAUGGGCCGGCUUCAUGAUGAAAUGAAUAUCUGCCGAAGAUUCGAAGAUGGCUUUAAGGUCCUAGUACCCACAGUGCUUAGAUUGACUCAAAGGAAAUCUCCCCUUGCAGAUCUGGCUUUGGAGGAAAGAGAGGCUGCCCUCACCGAAGAUGUCCCUGGGAUUGAUUUCAGAGCUGCAAUCCUGCUGUUGCCGAUCCUGUUCAGGGAGAAAAAUGACGUUCUCGUCAUACUUGGGGAGGAUCAGCCACCAUCGCCAUAUCCUACUGUACAACUCGACGCUGUCGCUGACUGGAGGACUGUGCUCACUCGAAGGGUCCCUGCAGUGGUCAAACUGGAUGGACAGUCAGUCUGCAUGGCGCUUGGUUUGGAGGAAGGUGUUAUUGCUGCUUUUUGUGCUUACUUCAUCUACAACGUGGUAUAUCCAUCUCGCCUGAAGAACACCCUGAUUUUCAUUCAGCGAUAUGUUCUAAAAAUGUCUGAGGUUGGUGACAAGCCUCUACCUGUUAGUGUGACCAGGGUAAUCAACAUUUUAGCUUGAUCAACAACAGCAAUGCGUACACCAUUCAGCUGUCCUAAAUGCUCUCGAAGAGCCUUCACAUUGGUGAAGUUAAUCCAGCACAUCGGACUUGUUCAUGCACAUGAACCACAUUUUACCAUAACGUGUGGCCUUAACAACUGUCAAUCAACAUUUUCUAAAUAUGAGUCCUUCCGACGACAUAUUUACAGGAAGCAUAAAGACAUUAUAGCCAGACGAGCCACUGCUCAUGAUAUACAGGAAACAG